AUGUUUGUUAAGAAGUUGUACGUUCCGGUUGGAAGAGAAGGGAGUUUCCAAAUCAUCACAACUGUAGUGUUCUGUAUUUCUACGGCAUUUUUCAUUUUGCUUCUUGGAAUGUUCAUCAAUGAUCGGAUGAAGAAGUACUCGAUCUAUGAUGGCUUCUACUUUCCUCAGCCAUCCACGUCUUUAGCCCCUCCAUCCUCACAAAACCUAUGCAGCUCCUCUGUAACUUCGGAAUCUGUUAAAACUUCAGGUAAUGAAACUGGAAGUCUAUUCGAGACAAUGUCUCCGCAAAAUCUUUGGCAUUCUAUGAGUGAUGAAGAAUUGCUAUGGAGAGCUUCAAUGGUACCUCAUAAUGUCAAGUCCCCAUUCAAUUGUACUCCAAAAGUCGCAUUCAUGUUCCUAACAAGGGGAAGCUUGCCUUAG
This is a messenger RNA of Oldenlandia corymbosa var. corymbosa, 420 nucleotides long. Lineage: Eukaryota; Viridiplantae; Streptophyta; Magnoliopsida; Gentianales; Rubiaceae. The record is from the annotation of a GenBank genome assembly.